CGCAUGCGCAGUGAUCGUGACGCGCUCGACGACAUUCCCGGAAGUGUGUCUCUCUCUGGCAUCGCGCCGCUCCCUCAUCGCGCCAUUGAGAAGUCCGGGACGCGUUCUCUAACAUAUUGACUCGCAGCACCCGCAGGUCCACGCUGUCAAUCAUGGCCGAGCAGGAGCCCACUCCAGAGCAGUUAGCCGCUAUCGCAGCCGAGAACGAAAACAGCGAGUCGGUCAACUACAAGCCGCCGGCCCAGAAGAGCCUUCAGGAAAUCCAGGAGCUCGACAAAGAUGACGAAAGCCUCCGCAAGUACAAGGAGGCGCUGCUGGGCGGCUGCACUGUUGUUGCAGUGGAUCCCAAUGCUCCCAAUGUUCUGGUGACACGGCUAACUCUCAUGUGCGAGACCGCUCCUGCCCCGCUGACCCUUGACCUCCAAGGUGAUCUGGAGUCCUUUAAGAAGCAGUCGUUUGUGCUGAAGGAAGGAGUGGAGUACAGGAUAAAGAUCAGCUUCAAGGUAAACAAAGAGAUCGUCUCUGGGUUGAAGUACGUACAGCAGACCUUUAGGAAAGGGGUCAAGAUUGACAAGUCUGACUACAUGGUGGGCAGCUAUGGGCCUCGACCGAAUGAAUACGAAUUCCUGACACCCCUGGAGGAGGCACCCAAAGGCAUGCUGGCCCGCGGCACUUACAACAUUAAGUCCAAGUUCACUGAUGACGACAAGCACGACCACCUGUCCUGGGAAUGGAACCUGAACAUCAAGAAGGAAUGGAAAGAUUGAGCUGUUUUCCUUCUUGCCAUUCUCCUAUUUCUUCCUCCCCUCCCUUUCUUCCUCUCCAACCUCCUCCAGUUCAUUCCAUCACCACCACCACCAUCAUCAUCAUCAUCGUCAUAAUCCUGGAUUAACUGCUUAACCGAUUUAAAGGAAAAGGAUCUUUCUCACUCCGUCCAUUUUCCUACCGUUUUCUUCCCUCCCUCUCUCUCUCCCUCCAUUCCUAUCCCUUUCCCCUCCCAAUGAGUAUUGAGGCUUUUCAUGAAAUAUAUUUGUGACAAACAAAAACGUGCACAAUCCAUAUUUUGUGUUUUGGUUUGUUUGUAUAUAAAAGUAAAAACAGAGGGAAAAAAUAUUCAAAAAACCUCAUGAAUACUUUUUGACAUGGUUGUUAUAAGUAAUCUUCGCUGCCUGCUCCCUCGUCUUCCUCUUGUGUCCUAAACCCUUCCCUUGCAUCAUUCCUUUCAUUGACAUUUCUUGUUUUCUUUUUAACCAUGAUCUGCCUUUAUGAGUGGAAUUGUAGAAGGUGCCAUUUACUGAUAUUUUGCCACUGGCAUUCCCUCACAACUCAAAAGUUUACCUUUGCCCAGAGUGAACGUGUCGAUGCCUUUUGAGAUGAGCCUAGGGUUAGCGUAGCAUGGGUAACUGUAGAAAUGUCAGCGAUAUGGUGGAGCAGGUCUUUACUAGGCUCUCGGUAUGAAUGCAUUUGUCCAAAUAUGGUUUUAGCUAUGUAGGGUUUGCAGGAUCUGAACAUCCUGUCCACUAGGGGACCUGUACUAAAAAUCAGCCUUGCUGUGAGGACGUGUUAUUUUUUUUUUUUUUUUUACCAUUUCAUCGCCAUGUGGCCUUAAAAAAAUAUUCAUGUAGCAAGACAUGUAGGAGCUGCCUUUUAGCGUCUAGGUUUAAAUCCAGUCAGAUCUUUUGUCCUUAAGAGGCUGGGGUGCUUUACCGACUCUUGCUCCCUCAUGGGACUGGCGGUUACACCUGGUGCCUUGUUUAAUUGGCUCGAUUCAGGAUGGACCAAACUUAAUGGCCAGUAGAAGUUUGUGAGCCUUGAAGCAGUUAUCCAGUUAUCACCGCCCGCUUUUCCAAAAACUGGUGCUUCAUUUGCAGAAUGUGCCCGUUGUUUGUGGUAAAUGCGAGUUGCCAGUUAAGACCUUUUUAAAAAGCAGAAAAGGGCUGUUUUCACUAACAGAUCUCCUCAAGUAUUGAACAACUCGACUGAAAAAUUACCAACACCAUAGACUGUGCCUCCAGUAUUGAUAAGUAUGAGCUGCUCUCGCUGUGUUGACCUAAUGGAAAGAAGAAAGUCAGGACUCUAAAGGAGGUGCAUUGUAGUGGGACAAAUCUGGAGUGAACCUAAUUCUAAUCUCUCAGCUCUAGUCCAGGUGUAUUCUAACCUCGGUGUUCAAACAAGAGAGGAUGUGCUCAUGCAUAACUGUACUGUUUUAUACACGCUUGUCUUUUCUUCCUUUGGCAACAAUGCCUGCAACGUUGUUGUUGCAACAUUGCCUGCUUGUUGUGCUGGUCCAGAAUGCUGCUUCUGUCUUCAUCCGUUUGUACUUGUCUCUAUAAUAGCUGGGGAUUACUGUUCACCUGUGUCAAUAUUAAAGUGUUCAGAACAGAU
This is a messenger RNA of Carassius auratus (goldfish), 2385 nucleotides long. RefSeq names its product rho GDP-dissociation inhibitor 1-like. The coding region runs from base 153 to 767 and encodes 204 amino acids. Gene Ontology annotation, biological process: Rho protein signal transduction. Gene Ontology annotation, cellular component: membrane; cytosol; cytoplasm. The transcript is spliced from 6 exons. The record is from RefSeq and is a predicted model, not a curated record. Gene Ontology annotation, molecular function: Rho GDP-dissociation inhibitor activity; protein binding. Lineage: Eukaryota; Metazoa; Chordata; Actinopteri; Cypriniformes; Cyprinidae.